CUCUACCCUUUUGUCUCUUUUUUUUUUUUAAUCACACGUGUGAAUCUUAUGUACAAAUGUUGUUUUUCUCUUUCAGUUAGUUUGGUUAUUUGUUUCCUUUUUGUUUCUUCUUUCUUUCUUCUGUUUUGAGACUGAGAUCUGUUUGUGUUUCUUUUAUGAGGUUUAGUUUAGGGGUUGUUUGAAUUUUUAUGUUGAUUGAUUUGAUUACUAGUUUUCUUUGGCCUUGAAAAUAGGCUAAUAUUUGUUGGUUUGUUGUUUUUUAGGGCGAUUUGCAUAAUAUGAUUUACUUCCAAAGUUGGCAAGUUGCUUUUUGGAAACUUCUUCUGCAGUGAAUUCUAUAUUGACUUUCUCUGUUUCUCUUUCUGGACGGUUUUGUUUUCUAUUUUAAUGAGAUUCGUGUUUAGAAGUCAAAUAUACUUAAUAAUCUCAUUUGUCAUACCUGAAAUUGUGCUAGUUUAGCUGUACAAGGGCUUUGGUUUGUUUAAACAAUGUAUGAAAACAACUAAAUCAGUGCAGAGAACAUCUAGUUACUGAUCAAAAUGCUGGUAAAAAAAGAAUUUAAUUUUGUUUACAGGCAAACAUAACAAGUAAAUUACCAUGAACCAUGUAGUUGUCUUGGAAUUAGUCAUUAUGCUGAGUUUUUUUGGUGCUUAUGACUACCUGAAACUUGAUGGGGUUCUGGGAAUCAUUUUGCCUUCCAAUUAAGGUAAGGAAUUAUAGGAUCUAUGUUGUUCGGACUGAUACAAUUAGGUAUGUGAGGUUUUCUGGGGACUCAUCGUUACAAGAAUCAAAGUUUCCCAACAAAAGGAAGAUCCAGCUGGGAACUCUAUGUAUUGGGAAUAUUGGUUUUGUCUGGCAUUGUACUGCUUCCAGCUCUUCUACCUGUUGCUGCAACUGAUGAUGGUGUAAAGAAAAACUCAAAGACAACAAGCAAUGGGACUUUCAGUGACCUUGACAAGCUGUCAAUGGCAAAUAUUGAAGAGAAGAGUCCAAGGUUGUGGGCAUUCCUGAUAGCCACCUACUGGAUCUCUGUUGUCACCUAUUUCCUUUCCUGGAAGGCUUACAAACAUGUUUCUGCACUGAGAGCGAAUGCUUUAAUGUCUCCUGAAGUGAAACCUGAGCAAUUUGCUGUUCUUGUUAGAGACUUGCCGGAUGUCACUCAAGGUCAAACUAGAAAGGAGCAGGUUGAUUCAUAUUUUAAAUCUCUCUAUGCUGAGACAUUCUACAGAUCAAUGGUGGUCACAAACAACAAAGAGGUUGACAAAAUCUGGGGAGAGUUGGAAGGAUACAAAAAGAAGCUCGCACACGCAGAAGCAAUAUAUGCAGAGUCCCAGAAGAAAGGCAGCUCAGCAGGGACAAGGCCAACCAACAAAACUGGCUUCCUUGGUCUCUGUGGUAAAAAGGUUGACAGCAUAGAAUACUGCACUGAAAAGAUCAAUGAACUGACACAAAAAUUGGAAGCUGAACAAAAGGUGACCCUCCGGGAAAAGCAGCAACGAUCUGCGUUGGUUUUCUUUACCAGCCGGGUAACUGCAGCCUCUGCUGCUCAAAGUCUACAUGCCCAGAUGGUUGACAGAUGGACAGUUACGGAAGCUCCUGAACCUCGUCAACUUGUAUGGAGCAAUCUGCGUAUCAAGUUUUUUGAAAGGAUAAUACGACAAUAUAUUGUUUACAUUGUCGUGUUUCUGACUAUAGUUUUUUAUAUGAUUCCAAUUGGUUUUAUUUCUGCGCUCACAACCCUUGCGAAUCUGAAAAAAUAUCUCCCAUUCUUGAAGCCUAUUGUUAAACAGGAUGCAAUUAAGACAGUAUUGGAGGCAUAUCUUCCCCAGCUUGCACUCAUUAUAUUUUUGGCAUUAUUACCGAAGUUGCUUUUGUUUCUCUCUAAGACUGAGGGAAUUCCUUCUGGGAGCCACGUAGUAAGGGCUGCAUCUGGGAAAUAUUUUUAUUUCACUGUGUUAAAUGUUUUCAUUGGUGUUACUGUUGGUGGAACUUUGUUCAGUACAUUCAAGACCAUCGAGAAGCAUCCUAACAGGGUUUUUGAAUUGCUGGCAAAAAGCCUCCCAGGCAAUGCAACUUUCUUCCUGACAUUUGUGGCUCUGAAGUUCUUUGUCGGUUAUGGGCUUGAGCUUUCUCGAAUAGUUCCUCUGAUCAUAUAUCAUCUGAAGAGGAAAUAUCUUUGCAAGACUGAAGCCGAGUUAAAAGAUGCUUGGUUUCCUGGAGAUCUUGGCUAUGCCACUAGAUUUCCUGGUGACAUGCUUAUCCUCACCAUUGUUCUCUGCUACGCAGUUAUUGCGCCUGUGAUUAUCCCAUUUGGAGUGCUUUACUUUGCCUUGGGUUGGCUUAUUCUCCGGAAUCAGGCACUCAAAGUUUAUGUUCCAGCAUAUGAGAGCUACGGAAAAAUGUGGCCUCACAUGCAUACACGAGUCAUCAGUGCCCUGCUGUUAUACCAAGCUACUAUGUUGGGUUACUUUGGGGUGGUGAAAUUCUACUAUACUCCCAUCCUAAUUCCACUUCCCAUAUUGUCUCUGAUCUUCGCCUAUGUCUGUAGACAGAAAUUCUAUAAGGCUUUUUGUCACACAGCUCUGGAAGUUGCUUGCCAAGAAUUAAAGGAAACUCCUCAGAUGGAACAGAUAUUCAAAUCCUAUAUCCCACCAAGCUUGUGUUCUGAGAAGCAAGAAGAUGAACAGUUUGAAGAUGCUUUGUCUCAAGUUUCAAGAACAGGAUCAUUUGUUUGAUGUAUAUUUUCUGUAUUUCCACUGAGUUAACCUGGUAUUUAUUGUCUCAAAAGGCACAACUCUUCUGAAACAUAGUCUGUUGAUAAUAUGCUUUAGGGAACCAUGCUGUUAGAGUGUUUGCUUGUAACAUAAUCAUGUCCGUCCAAUCGUUGGCUUGAAUUUCUUUACUUGGAAUUUCUUUUCUUUCAGCUUGGAUGGGCUCGAAUUGCAACCCCAUCGACUGCAAUUUUAUCAGCUUCCUCCAUUUUUACUUA
Messenger RNA from Theobroma umbraticum, 2989 nucleotides. The record is from RefSeq and is a predicted model, not a curated record. NCBI's taxonomy places the organism in Eukaryota, Viridiplantae, Streptophyta, Magnoliopsida, Malvales, Malvaceae.